Molecule: messenger RNA, 1127 nt
Organism: Argentina anserina (silverweed cinquefoil)
Lineage: Eukaryota; Viridiplantae; Streptophyta; Magnoliopsida; Rosales; Rosaceae
Cellular component (GO): membrane
Source: RefSeq, a predicted model, not a curated record
AUGGAUAUCAUGGGAACUCCGGAGCAAAUCUCAGAAGAAGGGCAUCUCAUUCAUCAAAUUCUUGCUGAGGUACUAGGAGAUCUAUCAAAAUUUGGGUCAGGCCUGUUUUUACUGGUUCAAGUGAUUAUCUUGAUAGGCUAUACUCACUCCUAGAAUGAUGCAUGGGUAGAGAAAGAUGAACAAAAAUGGUAUACCGCUUUGCUUGUUGUAUCAAUUGGAUGCUACAUUGCAGUAUUUGCAUUUUCAGGCAUUCUAUUCAUUUGGUUCAACCCUUGUGGUGAAGACUGUGGCCUUAAUGUCUUCUUCAUUAUUAUGACCAUGGUUCUUGCAUUUGCAUUUGCAGUAAUUGCACUACAUCCCACGGUAAAUGGCAGCCUCCUACCUGCUUCUGUGAUAUCAGUUUAUAGUGCUUAUGUGUGCUACACAGCUCUUUCCAGUGAGCCUCGUGGCUAUGCUUGCAAUGCUCACCACUCCAGUGUUGUCUCUGUUGGUACUCUUCAUCUUGGGAUGGCAACCAUUCUUUCAGUUCUGUACUCUACAUUACGUGCUGGAUCUUCAACAACGUUUCUGUCACCACCUUUUUCACCCAUAGCAGCUGAAAAGACACCUCUUCUUGAGGGGAAAGAGUUGGAAGAAGGGAAACAAAAGAAUGACAAAGAAGUAAUACCUGUCAACCAUUCAUACACAUUUUUUCACCUGAUAUUUGCCUUGGCUAGCAUGUAUUCAACCAUGCUUCUUUUGGGUUGGACCAACUCUGCUGAGAGUUCAGACCUUAUAGACAUUGGCUGGACAUCAGUUUGGGUCCGAAUCUGCACAUAAUGGGUCACGGCUGCACUAUACAUUUGGUCACUUGUGGCUCCUUCACUUUUCCCAGAUCGCGAGUUCUAGGUUGCUCAUCCACUUUGUUCUAUAGGUUCCCAAAAAUCUCAAAAUCUAGUUGUUUACCUGUAAAUCACAGAUUUUAUCAUGUAGUUAUCUAAGUAAUCUAACUAGCUUUUAAGAUGGUCAUGGUUGGGGAGUAUUAAGUAAAGUUGAGCUCGGUGAAUUUUCGAUAUGGAUCUCCUUGUAGUCUCGAGUAUGUAACUGUUGCUUUUGUGUAUAUAACUAUAUAUGGAGCUAAACUUGCA